Molecule: messenger RNA, 2346 nt
Organism: Pocillopora damicornis (cauliflower coral)
Lineage: Eukaryota; Metazoa; Cnidaria; Anthozoa; Scleractinia; Pocilloporidae
Biological process (GO): L-valine catabolic process
Cellular component (GO): mitochondrion
Molecular function (GO): NAD binding; 3-hydroxyisobutyrate dehydrogenase activity; NADP binding
Source: RefSeq, a predicted model, not a curated record
AGUGUUUGAAUAUUUUGUACGGUCUCCUUCGCGGUUGUCUUUUGAGAUAUCACGCGAUGCUCUUCCUCCACCCCCCUCUUAUCUCUCUUCCCUUUCAAAUAAAGAAGACGAGCGUUGCGUGACAAUUCAGAGAAGACGAGAAGCAUUGUUCGCGCCAGCCGGAAUAACUACCCCCCGUUUAUAGGCCCUCUUGACACCCUUUACGAAGUAGUGUAUGCCCAGGGCUGACAAGCGCUAGUUAACGGUAUAUGUUUUUUUUUUUUUAUGGGAAAUGGUUGUGAGACAGGUGUUAAGCGCAUGAAACGUUUGUACACCAGAGAUUCAGUAUUUUACAAGGUUUAAUUUACAGUCAAAUUAUAGAGUAAAGGGGGUUUCAAUGGAGUGAUAAAAUUUUGGCCAAUUUACGGCAAAGGUUAAUACCUUUCAACCAGAAAUGUUUUUACAGUUAACUUUUUUUACAACAUACGGCUUAAUGUCUUGGUCACUUUACGGGUAAUGGUUAACCCCUAUUAACUAUUAAAAGGCAGGCCUUUUCUAAUAAACUGAAGAGUAAAUAUUUGUUUUGUGGAAAGUCCAAUCUAAACCAAAAUAAAUUCAACCUUUGCCCUCUGUACUACAUUGUACAAUAUUUGCCGACUAGUUUAUUAACUACUGUGCAAGUGGUAGAAACGAGAAUUACAGUUGAAGUAUCAAAAAACGUAAAGUCUCUUCACCCCUCCCCCCUCGGUGAGUUGAAACAGAAUCCAUAUGACCUUAGCUAGAUCAUUUCUCUUGAGAGGGGACAGGUAAGCGGGGAACAAGUGAGUGAAUUACUCUCCUAAUAUUCGAAAAGAAGUUACAGGAUCUGAAGACAGUUUCAGAAUGUCUCUGGGUUCUCAAGUGCUGUUCUCUUUCGAGGGAGCAAACUGGAGACAUCUCGAGCGUGUUCGUUAAUAUUUGCUUAAUUUUGUGUCCUUUUGAAAACAAAAAUUUCACCUUGAAUGACCUUUUUUGGCUGACAACAUCGCCCAUCCACUCCCCUACUGGACCACUCAUCAUGCGCGAUUCUUGACAACCCUUGCGUGAAGCUGUCACAGCUAAGCUUCUCAAGUGAGUUUGGUGCUCUAAUUACAUUUAUUAGGAGCAAGAUCUUGAAUUUCAUCGUCUUGACGUGAAAGCAAGCUCUUGAGAAAUGAUAAGCAGAACGGCUUUACGCCUUUUCCUCGGUCGUCAUAGCACCCGCCGGUCAGCGUACUCUACUAAAACGGCUCAUAAAAUUGGAAUCAUCGGCUUAGGAAAUGUCGGCUCAACAGUCGCAAAGAACCUUCUUAAGUCAGGUUUCACAGUGUCCGCCUUACUCGACAAGGAUCCAAAAGUGGGGCAAGAUCUACCUGGGGAUAUACCACGCCCAAAGACACCACGUGAGCUGGCUGCCAUGUGUGACGUAGUCACAACAGCUCUCCCUGCCCCACCCCAUGUUAAACAAGUCCUGUUGGGAGAGGACGGGGUAUUGGCAGGGCUGCGGUCAGGAGGGGUAUGGAUUGACCAUUCAACCACGGAUUAUCAGCAGACUUUGGACCUUACUGCAGAAGCUGCUAAGAAAGGCAUCAAAGUUCUUGAGGCGCCCGUCACAGGAGGUAUGGCUCUUCUCAAGCAAGGUAAAAUGACUGUACUGGUCGGAGGAGACAGGCAACUCUUCGAAGACUGCCUUCCUAUUCUACAACAGAGCGGUAAGAAAGUGCUGUACAUGGGAGCGAUGGGGAGUGCUACCAUUGCAAAGGUUGUCUCUAACAUGAUAGCUGCUGUUAAUGUCGUUACCAUGACCGAAGCCAUGUUACUGGGGAAAAGGGGCGGUGUCGAUUUAAAAUCCCUUUUUGAUGCCAUUAGAUUUAGCGCUGGAAAUACGUAUACGUGGGAGACGGAAGCUCCUUUGGUAUUUAAUGGAACGUACGAUCCAGAUUUCACCAUUGGGCUCCACUGCAAGGACUUGAAUCUUGGGUACCAGCUCGGACGUAAGUUUAAUGUCCCCAUACAGAUACUAGCCCACGCAGAACAGAUCUACAACCGCGCCCUUUACAAGUUUGGGGAUGAGGUAGGCUCAACGUCUCCUGCAAAGCUUCUGCAAGACGAAUUAGAAGAAACUUUGCAGGUUGAAGGAUUCGAGGAUUGGACGUAUACUAUUGAACAUGUUGAAGACUCCAUGGCCGUUGUGCACACAACAAAAGAGAAGGUUUACGGACAGAAGUAAGCACAGUCAAUGUGCUGUUCAACAAAGUGGAAACUCUGACAAUUCAAUAAUUUUUUUCUCUGUAUAACGUUAGCUCGCUUGGUAUUUUGAGCAUAAAAUAAAUUUUGUAAAGGUUUGAA